This is a messenger RNA of Capsicum annuum, 1289 nucleotides long. RefSeq names its product caffeoylshikimate esterase. Gene Ontology annotation, molecular function: lipase activity. NCBI's taxonomy places the organism in Eukaryota, Viridiplantae, Streptophyta, Magnoliopsida, Solanales, Solanaceae. The record is from RefSeq and is a predicted model, not a curated record. Bases 170 to 1153 code for a protein of 327 amino acids. Gene Ontology annotation, cellular component: membrane. The transcript is spliced from 2 exons.
AAAAUGGUUGGUGAAACUACUUUCAUGAUAUAUAAUACCAAUUGAGAUUUUAGUUGGAAAAAACAAUACAUAUGAAUACCAUUUUACAAUAAAUACCCAAUCACUGCCAAAAAUAAAAUUCAUACCAACUCCCAGUAACUGCCCACCACCUACUCCAUUUCACCGGAAAAUGUCGUCGGAAGCCCCGGCACCGGCUGCAAACUUCUGGGGCGAUAUGCCGGAGGAAGACUACUACGCCUCUCAAGGAGUACGCAACUCCAAAUCUUACUUCGAAACACCACAUGGCAAGCUCUUCACUCAGUCAUUUCUCCCACUUGACCCAAACGUAUCUCUUAAAGCAACUGUUUACAUGACUCAUGGAUACGGCUCCGACACCGGCUGGCUAUUUCAGAAAAUAUGCAUUAACUAUGCUACUUGGGGUUACGCUGUUUUCGCCGCCGAUCUGCUUGGACAUGGCCGCUCCGAUGGAAUUCGAUGCUACGUUGGGGACUUGGAGAAGACUGCUGCUGCUUCCUUGUGCUUUUUUAAGAGUGUGAGGAAUAGUGAUGAGUAUAAGCAUUUGCCGGCAUUUUUGUUUGGGGAAUCUAUGGGUGGGUUAUCUAGUUUGCUCAUGUAUUUUCGAUCGGAGCCGGAUACUUGGACCGGGUUGAUUUUCUCCGCCCCGCUUUUCGUCAUUCCUGAACCUAUGAAACCUUCUAAGGUACAUUUAUUCGUGUAUGGACUGCUAUUUGGAUUUGCCGAUACAUGGGCGGCUAUGCCAGACAACAAAAUGGUGGGCAAGGCUAUAAGGGACCCUGAGAAACUGAAAAUAAUCGCAAGCAAUCCCAGGAGAUAUACCGGAAAGCCAAGGGUUGGAACUAUGAGGGAGAUUGCCAGGCAGUGUGAAUAUGUCCAGAACAAUUUCCACAAGGUCACUGCUCCAUUUUUUACAGCUCAUGGUACCUCGGAUGGGCUUGCAUGUCCUACAGGCUCACAAUUGUUGUAUGAGAAGGCAAGCAGUGAGGACAAAACCCUCAAGAUUUACGAUGGAAUGUAUCAUUCCUUGAUCCAAGGGGAGCCUGAUGAUGCUGUCAGUCUUGUUUUAGGUGAUAUGAGGGCUUGGAUUGACGAGAGGGUUGAGAAGUAUGGUCCAAAAAUCAAUGGCUCUGCAUAAUACUUUUCAACUUUGAACUCUGCUUAAUCGAUGUAUUCUUUUGUGCUUGACCCCAAAUUUGGUAGUUGAGCGGACCACAUCUGGCAAACUAUACGCCUUAAAGAAACCAUAGUAUUUUUAAUUACUAUUCGUCCCA